AAAAGAGUAGUCAGGAGAGAUGGGCAAAGAAAAUACUGCAAGAAAGUGGAAACAAGUCCACCUGGGGGAAAGAGUUAGAGAGGUGGAAAAGGAGAGAACACCUGAGGGAAGAGUGGAAUGAAAUGGAGAUCAGGGAUGUGAAGAAGGCAGUAGAAAGGAACGGACAAGUCAAAUGGCAGGAAGGAAUGAGUGGCAAGUCAACGCUAAAAUGGUACAGCAGGAAACAGAAACCAGAGGGAGUACACUGGCAUGUAGGAGACUGGGGGAGCAAGCUGUUGUUUAAAGCAAGAACAGGAACCCUGGAGGUAAACGGCAGGAACAGGGACGGGGGAAACCAGGACUGUAGCUGUAGGACGGGGCAGAUGGAAACAGUAGAACACCUAAUAGUGGAAUGCAGCAACUAUGAGAGGCAGAGAGGGGAGUUGGUGGCAGGAGUAGUGAUGGUAAUAGGCGGAGAGGAGUGGGCUAGGAGACUAGAGGAGGAAAACGGGGCGAUCUGCACGGUGUUGGGGCUGUAUGGAGACAAAAAGGAAACGGAAAGAAGAAUGGUAAAGUUGGCAAAAGUGUUCCUCGCGCAGUGCUGGGAAAAAAGGGCACAAAUGUCCGUAUAAGUGAAUAUAAGUGGCUUUAUUUCAGAUUAGAAAAUUACAUAACGCUGAAAAGAAAGUUGUGUGAAUAAGAAGGGAGGAACGAGAGGAGGAGGACCUAAGAAGCGAUACAAAGCGUUACAGGUCAAAAGAAGAAGAAGAAGAAGAAGAAGGGACGCUGUGCUCCGUGCUUUCCCUUGUUAUCCCUGCUAUCCACGUGCCCCCCCUUGUUAUCCUCGUGCUCCCGGCCUUGUAGCGGUGCCGUGGCGGGGCGUGUAGGCGUUGACAUCACUCACGGUCAACGGCACUGCCCAUACACUCAGUCCACCCUGGCGGGGACCUCACCAAUGACCUCCAUGAAAACAGGGUCCCAGACAAGCCAGUUGGUCUGAAGGUGUCUUGUGGUCCAUUACUGCCGUGGCGCUGACUGACCACAUCAGGGUGUGUUGGCAGCCCCCCGCACAGCACAAUGUGCUGCUGUGCGGCUACACCAUUGCCUGGGACCAAGGCGUGGCGGACAUCUACUCCAAGAUCGUGGACAGCAAGCAGCGCGGUUACAUCAUUGAUAAGCUGGAACCCAACAUGGAGUUUGUGAUAAGCCUGCGAGCCUUCAACAACGUGGGUGACGGGCAACCGGUGUACCAGCAAGUCCGCACCCAGCCAGAGGAGGAGGAGGUGGUGGCACCCACGCUGGACCCGGCGGUGUGGGUGAAGGCCGUGGUGCUGACGCCCUUCACCGUGGUGCUGCAGUGGGCGGACACCAUGCUGAGCCAGAACCAGUACAACAGCUGCACCACCUUCUCGUCCUCAUCCUCCAGCCGCUACGUCAACGCCACGGAUGUGACCUGCCUCAUUGACAGCCUCAAGCCAUCAACAAUGUGUUUGGUGUGAGUCCCCCUAUAGCCUGGUGGCCUCCAACACCCUGCUGGUGGCCCGGCCGUCCUAGCCCUCCCUGGCCAGCCAUCCACCACCACCUUCACCCGGCAGCCGUCCACCACCAGGUUCACCCGGCAGCCGCUGC
Eriocheir sinensis (Chinese mitten crab) is the source of this 1608-nucleotide messenger RNA. Its product is annotated as netrin receptor DCC-like. Bases 1170 to 1478 code for a protein of 102 amino acids. The record is from RefSeq and is a predicted model, not a curated record. NCBI's taxonomy places the organism in Eukaryota, Metazoa, Arthropoda, Malacostraca, Decapoda, Varunidae. The transcript is spliced from 6 exons.